Molecule: messenger RNA, 10614 nt
Organism: Lingula anatina
Lineage: Eukaryota; Metazoa; Brachiopoda; Lingulata; Lingulida; Lingulidae
Product: E3 ubiquitin-protein ligase rnf213-alpha-like
Source: RefSeq, a predicted model, not a curated record
AUGGGAGGGGGCCCGCCCUCUCCCACACCCUUCCCCCCUCAGGGGCUUCGCCCCCUCAUGUCUUCAGAGGAGAUACUUCUUACACUUCUAGAUAUAAUUGAAAUGCCAACGCAAGAGUUAAGUGGGACUGAUGGAGGUGAAACCUGGAUGAGGUUUAUAUUACAGAAUCAAAAAUUUUGGUACCAUAUUUUGACAGCUAGAGGUCCAAAGGUAUCGUCAGUUCAUGAUCACAAGGCCUGUAAACAGGUGUUGCUGGCUUUGCAAGGCAUUUUGGAAAGUAUUUUAAGCCAGAGCAUUUCACUAAAGUCAUUUGAUCAUUUGCUUAAAUUGUUUGACCAGGUUGGAAAAAGUGAAUGUUUUGAGUUAUUAGCUGCAUCAGUUCCAAACUGUAAAAAGGAAAAGGUGGUGAAAUCAGUAGAAGAAUGUAGGAAGAGAAUAGAUGAAAGAUGGGAGCAGGUGCAACAUUUAAAGAGACUUGUGAAACGUGUUUUAGAUCCAGCGAGUGAACACUGCCAUUUUUCAAAUAUAGAGGAACUUAAGAAAAUUAUUGAAAAAUGUGCUAAGCAACUGCAAAAAGAGACAGAUGUCAGCUUAAAAGAUAUUGGACUCAAAUCAUUUUGGGGGACAUUUGGUGGGCUAUGUGAAUUUGCCAAGGUCAUUUAUUCAUACUUGAAGUCUACAGUUUUUGUCAAGAUUUGCAUAAGCCUGACAAACAGUGCAACAGACAAUCAGUCAGUUGUACCUCAUAAUCAGGACCAGUUGGACACUGAUGUCCUAACAGGGAUGCUGUAUGAUGAUGAUGAUCCAUUUUCUGAAAGUGGUGGACCUUUAGAUGAAUACAACCCAGCAGUCCAAGAAACAGACCUGGAAUCAUUUGUCAGACUUAUUGCUGAACAAGGUAUUGAAAAAUAUGCUUCGAUAUUCAAGAGCUUUUUUGCUGAUGAAGACAUUUUAUUAGGAGAUGUUGAACAGAUAUUCGAGGGUAGUGACCCUUUAACAGAAUGUGAACUGAUAGGAAAGUUACAGACCAGGAGGUUUCCAGAAACAGUUAUCCACAGACUGCACAAUUUCAGAGCCUCAGGGACAGUAGCUGAAUCAGUUAAAUGCAUGGAGCUUGUUCUUGCUGCAUUUGAUGUGUCAAUAAAGGAAAGCAGCAGAUUUGGACGUGCCAUAGUUAACUUUCGCAAAUAUCUUUGUGAUCCCAGAAAAAUUAGUCUGUUUGAAUUGAGUGCUGCUGUUGAUAUGGUCCAAGAUGUUAGCAAAGCAUUUAAUGAAACGGACACAUGGAAUGUGAUAACAGAACUAUCAAAAUCACAAGCAUUACUGGAAUUCCUUAGAGAAGUUGUUGAUGAGGAUAUCAGGAAUUUGAUAGAUGCAGUUGAAGAACACUCUGAGCAAUUUGUUUCAGAAUACACAGUAUCUGAAUUGAUUGCAGUGAAGCGAUUUAUCCAGCCACUUUUGAAAUUGGAAAGUGCGUUCCUGACCCAACCAGAAAGGUUCUUCCACACACUGCAGCGAUGUGUGAAAGAUGGCCCAAAAGAUAUAUCAGGGAAGCUUCACAGCUGUAUGGAUCAUCUUCACAGUUUAAAAGCGUUGUAUGCAAAUGUAGCCAACAGAGGAGAAAUGACAAAAGAGAUCAUUAGAAAUGUAUUACAGGUGGGGCGAUUCAAGUUUGACCUUUAUGGUGAGAAUUUCUGCCAAGCAACUGUUUUCUACAAGAAGCACAAGAAGACAACGCAAUUUGGUAUUAAUGAACUAAAUGAUCUGCGGAGUAGGGCACUUCUUCUUGUCAAUGCUGAAAAGCCAAAACUGUCCAAGGAAGAUAAUGUUAAUGCUCCCAUGAAACAAUUAGAUUUAGAAAGAUUUAUAUCAGCUGUGGAUUCUGCGUAUGAAAUCUCUGCUGUCUGCACACAGUUACACAUAUCUGGUCAUUUUAGAUAUCGACAGUUUAAAAGAAACAAAUUGGAAAUAUCCCAGUUAGAUAAGACAUUGCAGGGCCUGAAGAAAGACUUAAAUGACUGGAAUGAACACUUGCAGAAAGCAAGGGAUGAAUGUUAUUAUCUAAAUUUCAUUCAUGCUGACCAGUUAUGGACACUUCAUGACUAUUUCACCAAGAACAUGGGUGACUCAACUUAUGAACAGGCAUUAGGGAUUCUUUCCUUCAUUUGCCCUGCCACCAAGGUAACUGAUGAUUUUGUUAGUGGUGUCACUCCCUUUGAAUCACAUGAUAAACCAUACCAGACUUUGAUGGAGAUUGGCAAAGCAUUGGAAUCACUUUUUAUGUUCUCUCAGCCUAUCUCCAGACCAAUAUGUGGAGUUCCACAGGGCACAAAAAAGAAAAUAGCAACCAUGGACUCAAUGGUUCAACCAGGGCAAUUGUAUGUUGCAAUAUUGGACAGAGAAAGUCGUCAGGUUGUCCCAGUUGUUCUAGAGUUGUAUGUGUCAACCACAGGACUUUAUCCAGAACCCCAUCAAAUUUUGUUUGCAAAUCAAAGUACAAGUCGUGAUGAGAUUCAGUUAUUCUUAAGGCGUUGCAUGAAGUCUGGGUCUCUUGGAAGACCAUCUUUGUAUUGUAUGGCAAAUGUUGAAGUUCUACCAGGUGAACUGCAGUUCUACCUUGUUGACGAAAUUCAGUCUUACAUGCAAAAAGAUGGUACUUGUAAGAAUGACAAAUUCCUCUUGGCUAUUAUUUGUAGAGGUGGGGAACAUCAUGCAUUGGUUGACCAAUUUUCUGAUUUUUCCCACAAAAUUAUGGGAAUGCAGGAUGGCAUGCUACGUGAGUGUUUAUCAAACCUUGAUAGAGCAGUUACAGUUGUAACCUCAGAAGUGCCAGGGCUUGGUAAAACAGAAGAAAUUUUACAGAAAGCAGCAAGUGCUGGACAGGGUGUCAUAACAUUCCCAAUAAGUGGGCCAUUCAAGAGAGAUGUAGUUGUGAAGAGGUUAGUACGCACCAAUAUGAACAAAUACCAAGCACUCCAUUUGAGCCUUGAUGCUGUGGAUGAUCCUAGGGCUUUGGAUGAAUUCAUAUUUGAGCUUUUGGUCAUAGGGACAGUGAAGGCAGGAACAACUUUAUUCCACAUGGCUACAAAUAGCACUUUCAUAGAGGUUGGCAAUACAAUUGGGGAUCAUCUUGUAAACUCUCUGCGCACUGUUAUGUGUUUUAACAGAAUAGCUCUGCAGUGGAGAAAUUAUGCAAAUUUGCAAGUAAGUGAAGAAAUUGCAAGUCCUGUUCAGGUGGUGUGUCAUUAUUUGAAAGCUUUGGAUGAAGUAUCAUUGGAUUCGCAAGAUAUCAUUUUCCAUGGACAGCAAGCUCCAAAGCCUUUACCAAAGUCAAUCUGCCAGCAUCUCCUGGAAAAAUAUUUCAGUUCAAAUCCAGACAUGUCAUUUGCUGUUCUUGACAUAUUUAUGAAUGUCCUGUCAGACCAGUUGAAGAAACUCUCUGCAAGUUUUUUCUUCAAAGCAUCAAGUCUUGAUGCAAUGCUUGGUGGAGAUAUACCACAGACCGUGCGCUCCAGUCUUGUGAAGGCACUAAUAGAUGUUUCAAAAGAAUUUUCAGCAAGAUCAAUUUCCACUUGCAGGGAGCAGCAGUCGUCAGCUUUAUCACAAAUGGAGCUAAUACAAAAUCUUCAAGGUGAAAAAGAAAAAGCAGCAGAUACUACAUCUUGUAUGUUAGAAAGAGCAGAUGGUAUGAUAAGGUGGAAUGAUAGUAACCAUCUUUUGGUCUUAUUUCAUAGUUUAGAUUUCCAAACAAUCUCAGUUCUGUAUAGAUCCUUGGAAAAAGUGCCGCCAAGAAUAAAGGAACUUUUUCAGACUCAAGCCAGGAAAUCACUUCCAGAGAUGACGGAUUUGUCACAGAAACAGUUAAGUGACAUGCUGGAGAAAAUAGCAAGGACAAAGUCAAAUUUUCCUCAAGGAGAGGUCUUAAACGAUGAAGCAGAGAUGUAUGCUUUGACACCAGAUAAUCUGCUGAAGAUGGCAUUGGUUAUCAUGCGAGUGCGAGCAGGGAUUCCAGUCAUUAUUAUGGGUGAAACAGGAUGUGGCAAAACAAGUCUCAUUAAGUACCUUGCUAUGACUUGUGGAGUUUACUUCGAACCUUUUAACAUUCAUGCUGGUAUAGAAGAGCAAAAUAUUUAUGACACUAUCAUGAAUCUUGAUCAAAAGGCAGCUGAUGACCCAGAAAACUCGUACUGGUUGUUUUUAGAUGAAAUCAAUACUUCCCAGUACCUUGGCUUCCUGAGUGAAAUAAUCUGCCACAAGUCCUGCAGGGGUCAACCACUGUCUCCCAAUCUAGUGUGUAUUGCAGCCUGUAAUCCAUACAGACAACGUGAAAAACAUCAGAUAUAUUCUGCUGGCUUAAAGGGCAAAGUGAAGACAGACCCCCAGUCAAAACUAGUCUACCGUGUGUAUCCUCUUCCAGAAAACAUGAUAGACUAUGUGUGGGAUUAUGGCACCUUGGACCCAAGGGAUGAAGAAGAUUAUAUUUCAAGAAUGGUUGGGGAUAUUAAUUCCACAAAACAGAAGAAGAUUGUUCGUGUGAUUGUGGAAUCACAGAAGUUCAUGCGAACAACUGAACACAGUGAUUGGUGUGUGAGUCUACGGGAUGUUCACAGAUGCAAGUUAUUGAUCAAAUGGUUCAUGGAAAACCUACCUAAGAAGACAAAUGCUUCACCAAAAAAUAUCAAUAUUGUGCACCAACCUUUGGAGGUCAAGGCAAUCAUAUUAGCACUUGCCCAUUGCUACUAUGUACGUCUUUGUAACACUGAUGACAGAGAAAAAUAUGUUGAUCUUGUUGCAGCUGAAUUAGGUAUUACGGCUGCAACAGUCUUUGACAUUAUACGAGGGGAGCAAGAAGAUCUUUUAGACAGAAUGGAGCUACCUGAAGGAACAGCUAAAAAUACAGCCCUCAGGGAGAAUGUGUUUGUCAUACUUAUUUCAAUUCUAAACCACAUUCCUAUAUUUGUUGUUGGCAAACCAGGCUGUAGCAAAUCACUUUCUAUGCAGUUGAUUCGAAGCAAUUUACGAGGUAAAGAUUCACGUGAUCCAUUUUUCAAAGAAUUGCCUCAAUUGUAUGUGGUUUCCUAUCAAGGAUCCGAGUCUUCAACUUCAGAAGGAAUUGAAAAGGUGUUUGACAAAGCUAAGAAUUAUAGUAAGCACAAUCCUGGAUCAGACGUACUUCCAGUAGUGCUCCUUGAUGAGGUAGGACUUGCUGAGAUAUCUCAGCAUAAUCCCCUGAAGGUGCUACAUAGCUUAUUAGAACCUGCUCAUGGCAAAUUUCCUGAUGUUGCUGUUGUUGGUAUCUCAAACUGGGCUCUUGAUGCAGCAAAAAUGAACAGAGCAAUUCAUCUAUCAAGACCAGACCUUGAUGAAAAAGAGCUGUAUGAAACAGCCUUGUCAAUUAGCGGUUCCAUAGCUGGGGCUCAACCAAAUGAACACCUCAAAACUCUUGCUGCUGCAUACCAUCAUUACCAAAAACUCCAGAAACAUCAAAACUUCCAUGGCUUGCGAGACUAUUAUUCUCUCAUCAAGUAUGUAACAGCAUCUGAAGGGGAAACUGUUGAGGACGACUGGGAAACAGUAUAUUGGAAUGAGACACCUAAGCGAAUCAAAAUGGGGCUCUUGCGGAAUUUUGGGGGUCUUCCAUCUGAGAGGAAUGACAUAGUGAAUAUUUUCACAGAGAAACUUGGGGCAGGGUGCAAGUUGAAUGUGAAUGUUGAUGAUCUUGUGAGACAGAACCUCAAAGAUAAAUUAGCUCGACAUCUGAUGCUUAUCACCAAUGGAGACGCAGCUGUUGGGAUAUUGGAAAGAUCCUUGAAAAAGCUCGAUCGCGAAUGUGAAGUUAUAUUUGGAAGCCAGUUUGAGGAAGAUCAACAAGAAGAGUACAAUUACAGGAUUUUGAGCAGAAUCAUUUUGUGUAUGGAACGUGGUGUCAUACUUAUUCUGCGAGAUCUUGAAAACAUAUAUGGAAGCCUUUAUGAUAUGCUGAAUCAAAAUUACACUAUUGUGGGAAACAAGCGUAACUGUCGCAUUGCACUAGGUGCAUACAGUAACCCGAUGUGUCAUGUACAUCAAGACUUCCGCUGCAUAGUACUUGUUGAUCAAAGCAAAGUUGAUUAUUCAGAUCCUCCAUUUCUGAACAGGUUUGAAAAGCAGCUUCUCAGAUUUGGAGAUGUACUUUCCAGACAUCAAGAAGAAGUAAUCAAAGACCUGGAGAAGUGGGUGGAUAACAUUUCAACAAUCCAAGGACUUCAGUUCAAAGUUGAAGAUGUAUUUGCAGGUUUUUACCAAGAUACUUUAGCAUCAUUGGUUGCAAAACAUUGCCAAAGUGAAGAUGAACUAUCCAAUUCUAGAGAAGUUCUGGAAAGAUGUAAAAGGAAGCUGCUUCUAGUUGGAACACCUCAAGGAAUAUUCCGAGCAACAAAAUCAACAUUGGGAAAAUGUAAACAGCAGGAGGUCAAAAAGGUACAGGAAAUGUACUUUCAGUACCCAUUGCAUGAUGGCCUUCAGUCUUUUUUAGAGACUAUAUUGGCCAUUCAAGAAGAGCAUGAAUCAACACUUCUUCAAGAUGCUUGGGAUAAUGGCCCUGGAUUCAAGGCAUUUGUAAUGACUCACAGAAAUAUCCAUGCACCUGUUCAACUUGGGCCUCCUUUUGAUUGCCUAUCUAUAAAGCUAGGGGUCUUCAAGUCAGAGAAGCAACUUACAACACGAAUAAAAAAGUAUUUGUUUGAAGACAAGGAAGAUUUGCUUAUUUUACAGUGUCAGCAAACCACUGAUGCUGCAUAUAUGCUGUUGGCAAAGACCAUCAUAGACAACUGUAGACAAGAAUACAUGCAGCAGUCAACUGUAUCCACAUUGAAAAAGCAUAUUUGUAUCCUUGUUCACAUGGAUCACAGCUCUUCUGAAUCAGGCUGGCAAUUCAACUUUCUCUCUGGAUGGUUGUUAGCAUAUUUAGAUAAUCUUGACAAACCAAACAGUGAACUGUCUGCACUUCUAGGGAAAAGCAUAGUAGACAUUUUGCAAGCAGGAGAUGUUUCUUUAUCUGACACCAUUAAGCAAAAUCUUCUGUGGGCUAUAAGCACUCCUAUUACAUAUGCAGGAGAACAACCUUCACUAGAUUCUGUCACAAAUAUCAUUUGCUCUGUUUGCAAGUCCAAGGAAUUGAUGAGCUGCUUUGAAGAGGCUAUUCUUGACUGGCUUACAGAGAAUGGCUAUUCUGAAUCUCCCAGCGAAUUUGAUUCUAAUGCAUGGCAGCUAGAUGUUGUCUGUGACAAGCAAGCUCUUGUGAACUCGAGCUCCCUGCAAGAAGCGCUGCAAAGACAUGUAAAACAGCGCUUGUCAUGGCCCUUAGCCAUGGUUGUUUACCGACUGGAAUGCUCAUCAGCAUGGGCUAGUUUUCUUUCUUACCAAAGUGAUAACGAGGUUGAUGUCCAGAAACGAGCAAUAUGGAAGGAGCUCUUUCGAAAUCCAGAUAUUCUUCCCAUCUCUCAGUUGCAACUGCCCUUGCAAUCUGGGUGUUAUGUAUGCAAUUUCCAACAAAUGCAUCUCAAAUUUCCUUUUAGUAAAGUACUGUUUUCCCGUUUAGAACAAGUUGAAUCCCUUUUUCAAGAUGACUUGAAAGCUCUUCAUGAAGAUAUGGAUAAUUUUGAUGAGAACAAUGUUAUGAAAGACAAGGUUCUCCAAUGGCAACAGCUUCGCUUCCAACCAGCUAUUCUGCGCUGUCUGUGUGAGGUUAGGGAUGACAUAGAUGCAUGCUAUUCUGAUCUGUUAGAGGACUUCUGUAACUUAAAUUCUUCUCAGUUGGCACCAUCCUUGGAGGAACAAACCAGAGUUCAGAUAAUGAAAUCUCUUUUACUCCACCAAAUUGAAGAAAACACAGAUGAUGACAGAGAAAGUGCAUUGACGAGAGUUGUAUUGACAUAUUGGAGGAAAAAAGAGCUAAUUGAUUCAAUUUUGCAGCUACUGUCAUCAGUUCAAGACAUUCUUGGUGAUGAUAACAGUUUUCUUACAGAAAUUUUUGAUAGCUUUGAGCAACAAAGCCAGACAAAUGUAGAAGAUAGUUCACAACCAACCCAUUACCCAGAGGAUGGAUUGAUGGACAAACAUGUGUCAGACAUGCCUAGUUACAUAACAGCUGAAUCAGGGAAUAUUGAUGUUAAUAAUGCACAUGCUUUAGAAGAAUGCAUUGCAUCUGAUACCAGUGAAACUCUGGACCACACAGAGGAAAAGAGUCAUACUGUUCAACAACCCAUUGAAGAUAGCCCACAAACUGACAAACAUGUGUCAGACAUGCCUAGUUACAUAACAGCUGAAUCAGGGAAUAUUGAUGUUAAUAAUGCACAUGCUUUAGAAGAAUGCAUUGCAUCUGAUACCAGUGAAACUCUGGACCACACAGAGGAAAAGAGUCAUACUGUUCAACAACCCAUUGAAGAUAGCCCACAAACUGAUGAAAAUGGUGCCCUUCAAGCAGAACAUGGUGCAGGUUUUGAUGAGAAGGAUAUUGUAUCUGAUCCAGACAGUGUGAACACUGAACAUGAUGCUUCUGUUUGUGAAGUUGAUUAUGUGGAUGACACAAAAGUAAGCACUGGAAGUAGAGAUAUGGAGAUAAAACCAUUAGAACAACUAAUUGUUGAGCAUGUGUGCAAAAGAAUUCUACCAACAAAAACUGUUCUUCAGCUUUAUGAUGGUGCUGUCCAGUGGCAAUACAGGAUUAAUAUUUUGCUACAGCUGUCUUCUAAAGUAAUGUCACAAAGUGAAACUGGCGAAUAUCCAUCAGUGCUGCAUUAUCUGCGAGUUUGCAGUGACUAUGUUAAUGUGUUGCUGAUUCCACACAAAUUGUCAGAUGAUUUCAUAUUCAUGGAAGAAAUACAUGAUGCAGAAGAUAUUAUGGAAUCAACUGAAUUGUUUCAACAAGUGCUGUAUAAGAUGCAUAUACUUCAUCUUGAAAAACAAGUCCCUGCCAACAAAUUAGAACUUUUCAUUUGCUUGUAUUUUGGGCGAAUUCUUGAUGCAAACAUAGAUACAGAUUUGUUUAGUGCCAUAUUUCAGACUGUAAGCAGAGGAGAAAUGCCAGAUGAAAAUCUUUGCCAUUUUGGGCCUGUUUUACAAAGAAUUCUUCAAGCCGAAGAUGAAGAUGGCAGCCUUUUGUUAAAAAUCAUUGAUGGAGAUGAGCAGCAGGUGUUUCAGGAAAGUGUCCGAUUGAAGCAGUUGAAUGACGUAUUGAAAACAAACUUUGAGAAGUAUGGCUGGGACAGUUCUCUUGUAGCUUUGGUGACUGACACAGUUGCAAGCAUGUACUUUGAGAAAUCAUUCAGAGUAUGUGGUGAUGAGAAUGUGCCAAAUGACUUAGAAAUGCAAAAAAUAUUUUCAGCAAGGGAUCACAUUAUUGCAGCCAAUGAAACAACAUUGCAGUUGGUGACAAGUGUUGCCUUUGUGAAAUCCUUCUUGUGUAGCACUGAUCAGGAAAUAGAAAACAUUUUGGAAGGUAAAGCAAAUAGUAAAUUUCUCAUGGAUAAUGUUAGUGCCCUGACACGGUGCAUCAGUGAUGUGGAGUGCAAUGAGAGAAGCACAAUCUUUGUCAGAUUUCUGCUUAAACAGCUAAGGCAAAAACAUAGCAUCGAGGGUAUUUGUCACAUAUGCAAAGGAGCUUCAGAGUCUUUCACAAGUUUGAAAAAAGUGGUCAUGGACUGGGAACCAUUGAAUACUUUGCCAAGGAUAGGCUACAACCCAUUUGCAACAGCAGAAUAUUACCAUGAAGCGAAGCUAGCAGUUACUUCAGCCGUAGUGAAAAAGGAAACUAAUCUACUGGAUGCCUUUUUAGGCUCUGCGAGAAAUUCAUCUGCUCAUCAGAUAUCUCUUUUGGGCAUAGUGUUUGAAACCUUUUAUGUAGUAAGAGCUUCAAGGUAUUUGACAGACGAUGAAAACAGCACCGCAAAGGAUAUUGCAGAAAAGUUGCAACAUUAUCCUGAACAAGUUUCGAUUCUUUUAAAGAAUCUGCUAGGCAUAUGUGAUUUUGGUUGUAAACAUUUACACAUAAGUACCGAGUCCAGUGAUCAACAUGUUCUACAAGCAACAUUUAUCAUUCACUGGCUUAGCUUAUUGUUUACAACCAAGAAAAAGGCUUCAUCAUUCUUUGGAUGCAUAGCAACAGAUGCUUCUGUUGUAUCAAAGACAUACACACCAGCCCAUCCUGAUGUUGGCAAGAAGAAAAAAAGAUACCAGUUUUGGAAAUCCCUAGCAAUUGAAACAUCUCCUGUACAUGUGUUUGAAUGCAAGUGUUGGAACAGUGUGUGUUUUCUCAGAAGCGCUACCAUCACAAGUAGAUGCCCCCGUUGCCAUAGGGAAUUAUCUGCUGCUAAAGAAAACAAAUGUGAUAUCCUUGUGACUCAAAACAGCAGCUAUGAAUCCCCAGAUGACAAAGAAGUGAUCAAAGCAUUGGACUGUGUCAGAGGUCUCUCACCUUUGGCACACAGAGUGUGUAAUUUGCUAUUCCAAUCAUGUUGUUUGUAUUCAUCUUCAGUGGCAGAUUCUUCAAACGAAGAGCCUUCCACACUGAUUGAUUUCAAAGAAUGCUGGAGAUUGGAGGGAGAAAUGUCGUACUUUCAAAAUCCAGUGUUAUGA